This is a messenger RNA of Schistocerca americana (American grasshopper), 1661 nucleotides long. Its product is annotated as E3 ubiquitin-protein ligase PPP1R11. The record is from RefSeq and is a predicted model, not a curated record. The transcript has 4 exons. NCBI's taxonomy places the organism in Eukaryota, Metazoa, Arthropoda, Insecta, Orthoptera, Acrididae. Gene Ontology annotation, cellular component: nucleus. Gene Ontology annotation, molecular function: protein phosphatase 1 binding; protein serine/threonine phosphatase inhibitor activity. Bases 190 to 576 code for a protein of 128 amino acids.
CACUGACAGUGACCGGCAGUGUUUCUAUAUAAUAUGUCAGAUAGUGUUUGUUUUUGAUGAAGAUAAUCUUUGGCGAAAGUAUUUUUAUGGUGUCGGCAAUGUACAGUUGUUUACGUUUGAUACGUGCUACGACGAGUGUGUCUUGAUUGUAUGGUUAGUGCUGACUAGGUUUUCCUGAAUCGUGACACUAUGACAGAGCAAACUCGUUCGGCUACGCCCGCCGAAGCCACUGUGACACUGGUCGAAAGCGAAGAGGAUAUUCAGCAGGAUGUUCCUACACUUCGACUAAGACUCCGAAAACCAAAGCCUAAGAAGAAAGUUCAGUGGCGGUCUGGAACAGUUGAUAAUGAACAUUUGAACAAGAAGAAGUCAAAAUGUUGUUGCCAGUAUGAGAAACCAAGACAGUUUGGUGAAAGCUCCUCUGAUAGUGAUGAUGAUGAAUGUGAGAACUGUCAUGGUCAUGUAGAAAGGAAAAGGAAGAAGAAACAAGAUAAUGGUUCUUCAUGCCCAUUGGAAGAUAAAGAUGGUGCAUGCUCCCCUCCUAAUGAGCCAUCCACAUCUAAUUCUCAUCAAUAGUUUUUGACGUUAAAUUUGGAUCUAGUUGGUGUGAAGCAUAGAUGUGACUUGAGACACCACAAGUCUCUUCAUUACAGUCAAUCAACUAUUUGUGGAUCAGCUGUAUUCUGCUAUCUGCUGGUGUUAUAAUUCAUAUAUAACAAGAGACUGUGUAACACCAAAGUAUUAAUUUCUGUAUGGUUAUAUCCAGUUGAAAUAUUUAUUUGUAAAACUGUAUAAUAUUUUCAUCUUUGUUGACAUACUUGCUGGGUCUCCACGUACAAAGCAAAGUGCACCUUGGACCUCGAAAAUUCAUAUUUAAUCUGUGUUUAGACAGUGUUCACUCAUUCAUAUUAUGCAUGGUUUUAUUAUGUGGCAUGUUCAAUGAUUUUAUACAAGAUUUUGUUCCUGGAUAUGAGAAUAUUCAGAAUAUUAUUAACUAAUAAGCUAUUGUUUAUAAAUUGGAAUGAAACAAUAGUUUGUGUUAGUAUAAUUCAUUGUCAUUUCCACUUUAAUGGUGGACGUGAUUAGUGACAGUGCUUAUCACCUCAGUCUAUUAUGUAAAUAACAAGAAAUAAUGAUGAUGUAUGUUAUGCUCGAAGUGUCACAAAUCACAUUUGUGUGUGUGUGUGUGUGUGUGUAUGUGUGUGUGUUUUUUCUUUUUUUUUUAAUUUUGUGUUAAGGUUGUUUAAUAAUGUUGUCUUUAAACAUGAAUAUUUCUACUUUGUGUUUAUAUCUAUUAGUUUCUUGAGAAGUAACAAUUGUGUGCCAACUGUAAUUAACUGUGAUAGAUUUAAAGUAAAUUGUUAUGAAUUCCUUUCAAGAAUUGUGGAUUAGUUGGCCAUUACGUGAAAAAUUACAAAAUACAUAACUAUACAAAUAGUUUAUCAUGUGUCUGUCAGUUGUAAAAUAAAAUAUUUAUGAUGAUGAUGAUAGUAUCUCAGAUUGGAUGGAGAGAAUAUAAGACAGCACAUAUGACAACAGAAAAGGGUGGUAUAUUUCUUGUUAGAAUAGUUUUAGUGUAGCUUUUGUUGCAGAACAUGUUCACAUAUAUGUAGACUGCUGCUGUCAAUGUUAGUUUCAAUAAAAUUCUUCUGAAUUUGUUA